AUGCUCAAAGAACUCAGGAGAAGAUCGGCUCUCAGCCCCCUCAGGAAGGGGGCGCUGGGGCUUCCUUGCGUCCCGGACGCGCGCUGGUGGCCGUUCCCGUGGGGGCUCCGCGCCCCGAGCGCCAGAGGCGGGGCCGCGCCGUGUGCACCCGGGGGAGCUCGGAGCAGGGCAGGGCAGGGCCGGGCGGCGACGUCCGGGCACCAGGUUGUGGAGGAGGCCGUGAAGAGACCAGAAGCGCCACUGGCCUCGCCCGUUCCGGCGGCCGUUCUCACGGAGAGCGGGGUCGGCCCGACGGCCAGUCGAGGGCACAAACGCCAGAGCGUCGGAACUGGCCGGGACCUGGCGGCGCUGUGGAGGAGGCUGGUUCCGGUGGACGGAAACCCCGAGCCUGCCGAGAGGGACCUGGGGAAGAGCGAUUCCCAACAGCCCCCAGAGGACGCUCCUUCGGCGAAGGAGGCGAUGGAGGGGCACGGCCACGCACACCGCGCAGCCCGCAGAGACGGAUUGCACGGCCGCGAGCACAGACCAGAGCUGCACAGACACCCCUCAGAGCUCGUGAGGCCCUGCCACGGGUCCCACGGCCGGGAGAGGGGCGAGGACAGACGGCGGUGCCGCGGGGGUUCCCCAGUUUAUUCUUCGGGGCGGGGAUCAUCUGGUUACAGCUGGUCUCCUCCUCAGUCUAGCCGUCCUUGUCUGAUGUACGGGGACUGUCACAGACGCCUGGCGGAGGCCCGUGUUGCACAGCAGAGGCCUGGAGAAGGCCCCUCAGAUGCCUCUCGGGCCAGACUGGACCGCCGCCUGGGUGCACCCCAGGGGAGAGGGGCUGGGAGUCUAAGCAGGGGACACCAGCCUCCCCACAGGGACAAACGCCUGGUCUGUACCAAGGGACACGAGAAGUCCUCUGCUUUGACCAGACAAAAAUCAGGCCUGGCCUUCUCAGAGGAAAGGCCGCGGUCUCUCCCCCGGAACAGCGCAAACGAGAAUCCGCCCUCUAGUGGUGUCGAGAAAGAGAAGGAAAGAGAGGGUCGCGGCAUCCAGGUUUUACCUCCCUUCAGACAAGCUUCAGACCUUAAAAAGCGAAAGCACGAAGACUCCGAGAAAAUCAAACCGGACAAAAACAAGCAGCGUCUCGACCGCUUGGACAUAGCAGAGGGGACAAGAGGCCUGUUACCCAAGGUGAAAGAGAAGGUUUCCAAUAACCAAAAGAUUCAAGAAGGGAAAGUAAGACCUCCUCAUUUGGAUGGAAAGCCUGAGGGCUCCCUCCCUAAAGGUGAGGAGGUGGAUAUGGAUAAUGAAUUCAAGCCGCCCACCAUGUCUUUUGAGUCAUACCUCAACCACAACCAGCCUAGGGAGAAAAAGAAAAAGAUUAUGAAAACUUCAGCCACUGCUCUUGAAGAAAAAGGACCUAAAAAAUAUGAUUCAAGUGAAAACUUGGACUUGGUUCAGGAACUACCUAAGGUGAAUGAAAACAGAUCAGAGAAGCUGCAGCCCUCUGGAAACGUCUGGGCCAAGCUGGAAAAAGUCCCCACUGAUGCACCAGUGUGGCCGGACCUCCCAUUACCCAGGGUCCAGGCCAAUGACCGUCCACUUCUUGCCUCUGGAUUGAUGUCCUCCUUACGACCAAAGCAAAAAGCACUGUCUUCACCCCAGGAAGAGGAAGAAGUUGGAUUUACUGGACACAGAAUGAAUUCUAAGAUGCAAGUGUUUUCUGGCUCCAAGUGUGCCUAUCUUGCCAAAAUGAUGACCUUGCGCCAGCAGUGCAUCUGGGUACAAAACAACAUCAAUUCAAUCUUUAAAGUGGGAGGAGUCCCAUAUUCAGUUCUUGAACCCAUCUUGGAGAGCUGUACACCUGAUCAGCUGUAUCGCAUAGAGAAAUACAAUCAUGCAUUAGUCCAAGAAACAGACAAAUUAUGGAAAAUUCACUCUCACCAAAACUUUAGGAAAGAAAGGCCAAAAGAGCACGAGACAUGGCGAGAGAUGUACAUGCGGCUUCAGGAUGCUCGAGAGCAGGGGCUUCAAGCACUGACAGUGAAUAUCCAAUCUGCACGAGCCAAUAAGCCCAAAGGCCAACAAGCAAAGAUGAUCCUUCUCAACUCUCUGGCCAGGCCACCUUCUGACGUUCGAAGGAGGCAGGAGAAGUUUGAAAUAGGAGAAGCAGCUGCCCCUGAAAAAGUCAAGAUCAAACCAGCCCUGUACCCCACAGGAACCAUCCAUACUCCCUCCAGCAGAAACAGCCUUAACCUCACCCAUGAGGAGCCAGCCAGAGCCUGCUCAAGCACCACCAGUACCCACUUGCCGCGAGUCGUCUGCAGCAGGAAACCUGCAAAGAAAAUCACCCCCAUUAUGGCCAAGACAAUUAAAGAUUUCAAGAACAGGUUCUCCCGACAGUAA
This is a messenger RNA of Lagenorhynchus albirostris (white-beaked dolphin), 2391 nucleotides long. RefSeq names its product elongin-A-like. Gene Ontology annotation, biological process: transcription elongation by RNA polymerase II. NCBI's taxonomy places the organism in Eukaryota, Metazoa, Chordata, Mammalia, Artiodactyla, Delphinidae. Gene Ontology annotation, cellular component: elongin complex; nucleus. The record is from RefSeq and is a predicted model, not a curated record. Gene Ontology annotation, molecular function: protein binding.